Scleropages formosus (Asian bonytongue) is the source of this 804-nucleotide messenger RNA. RefSeq names its product alpha-(1,3)-fucosyltransferase 9-like. Gene Ontology annotation, cellular component: membrane. The record is from RefSeq and is a predicted model, not a curated record. The transcript has a single exon. Bases 1 to 804 code for a protein of 267 amino acids. Lineage: Eukaryota; Metazoa; Chordata; Actinopteri; Osteoglossiformes; Osteoglossidae. Gene Ontology annotation, molecular function: alpha-(1->3)-fucosyltransferase activity.
AUGUAUUUGAAUGGCAAGUUGGAAACCAAUGGAAACUGGACUCUGACCACCAUCCUCCUCUGGUUCUAUGUGUUUGGAAAGCAUGUUGACCUGGGGGACUGUAGCUCCCUGUUUGGCAUUGAUGGCCACAGCAUAACAGAGGAAAGAGCCCUGUACGAUGUCGCCGAUGGUGUUCUCAUCCACCACAGGGAUAUCAAGAGGGAUUUAUCAAACACGCCACAGGCGCCGCAUCCCUCCUUACAGAAAUGGGUGUGGAUGAACUUCGAAUCACCCUCCAAUGCGCCCAGAAUUGAUACCAUCAAGGACUUGUUUAAUCUCACAACGAAUUACCGUCGGGAUGCUGAUAUUGCCAUGCACGAGUCUUUAGUUGUGACUGACAAACCUAAGCUUUUCCAGGUUCUGAAGAAGAGUUUGCUGGUCUGCUGGAUUGUGAGAGGCUGGAAUCCUGGACAUCAAAGAGUGAAGUACUACACGGAGCUGAAGCAACACAUUGACAUCAGUGUAUUUGUAGGACAUUUCAGACCCCUCAGCAAUGAGGAGUACAUCACUACCAUGGUCAGCUGUAAGUUCUAUCUCUCGUUUGAGAGCUCCAGCCACGUGGACUACAUCACAGAGAAGCUGUAUAAAUGGCUAUUGCUGGGUGCUGUGCCGGUGGUCCUCGGAAUACCGAGGGAACGCUGCGAGAACAUUGUCCCCAAAGACACCUUCAUCCAUAUCAAGGAUUUCUCAUCUGCCAAGGAGCUGGGGGAUUACCUCUAUUUCUUAGACCAAAAUGAGGAGAAGUACAAGCAGUCCCCGGGUUAG